CUCUGCGGGAGUCCCGGCCGCUCUCAUUCCACGGACCUCAGAGCCGGCCCAGGGCCCAUCCCGCAGUGGCAGGAUGAUCCCUGUGGCAGAGUUCAAGCAGUUCACAGAACAGCAGCCAGCAUUCAAAGUGCUCAAGCCCUGGUGGGACGUGUUGGCUGAGUACCUUACGGUGGCCAUGCUCAUGAUUGGGGUCUUCGGCUGCACCCUUCAGGUAACACAGGACAAGAUCAUCUGCCUGCCCAGCCAUGAACCUCGGGAGAAUUUAUCAGAGGCUCCAUGCCAACAGCUGCUGCCACGGGGGGUUUCUGAGCAGAUGGGGGACCUCCGGGAAUUGAGCGGCCUCAAGAACAACUUGGACCUUCAGCAGUACAGCUUCAUUAACCAGCUGUGCUAUGAGACAGCUCUCCACUGGUACGCUAAGUAUUUCCCCUACCUGGUUGUCAUUCACACACUUAUCUUCAUGGUCUGUACCAGCUUUUGGUUCAAGUUCCCUGGCACCAGCUCCAAGAUUGAACACUUCAUCUCCAUCCUGGGAAAGUGUUUUGAUUCCCCAUGGACGACAAGGGCCUUGUCUGAAGUCUCCGGAGAGAACAAUAAGGGUCCCACUGCUGGACGGGCCACGGCCACUGUGGCAGCCGCAGCAGGGCCAGGGCCAGGAAAGACAGGUGAGGGCGAGAAGGAGAAGGUGCUGGCAGAACCAGAGAAGGUGGUGACUGAGCCUCCGGCUGUCACCUUGUUAGACAAGAAGGAAGGUGAGCAGGCCAAAGCCUUGUUUGAGAAAGUCAAGAAGUUCCGGGUCCACGUGGAAGAGGGGGACAUCCUCUACACCAUGUACAUCCGGCAGACAGUACUCAAAGUGUUCAAGUUCUUUGCCAUCCUGGUUUACAACUUGGUGUAUGUGGAAAAGAUCAGCUUCCUGGUGGCCUGUAGGGUGGAGACCUCAGAAGUGACUGGGUAUGCCAGUUUCUGCUGCAACCAUACCAAGGCUCACCUCUUCUCCAAGCUGGCCUUCUGCUACAUCUCCUUCGUGUGUGUGUACGGCAUCACCUGCCUAUACACGCUCUACUGGCUCUUCCACCGACCCCUCAAAGAGUAUUCCUUCCGGUCUGUGCGGGAGGACACAGGAAUGAACGACAUCCCCGAUGUGAAGAAUGACUUCGCCUUCAUGCUGCACCUCAUUGACGAGUACGACUCGCUCUAUUCCAAGCGUUUUGCCGUUUUCCUCUCCGAGGUCAGUGAAAGCCGUCUCAAGCAACUCAACCUGAACCAUGAGUGGACCCCAGAGAAGCUUCGACAGAAGCUGCAGCGGAAUGCCCGGGGUCACCUGGAGCUGGCUCUGUGCAUGCUCCCUGGGCUCCCUGACACUGUGUUUGAGCUCAGUGAGAUAGAGGCCCUCCGGCUAGAAGCCAUCUGUGAUAUCUCCUUUCCCCCAGGCCUCUCGCAGCUGGUGAACCUCCAGGAACUCAGUUUGCUCCAUUCACCCGCCAAGCUGCCCUUCUCCUCGCAGAUCUUCCUGCGCGAUCGCCUGAAAGUGAUGUGCGUGAAAUGCGAGGAACUCCGUGAGGUGCCCCUCUGGGUGUUUGGCCUGCGUGGCUUAGAAGAACUCCACCUGGAGGGACUCUUUGCUCCAGAGCUGGCUCGAGCGGCUACUCUUGAGAGUCUCCGGGAGUUAAAGCAGCUCAAGGUGUUGUCCCUCCGGAGCAAUGCCGGAAAGGUGCCAGCCAGUGUAACGGAUGUAGCCGGACACCUACAACGACUGAGUUUACAUAAUGAUGGGGCCCGAUUACUCGCCCUCAACAGCAUCAAGAAGCUGGUGGUAUUACGGGAGCUCGAACUGGUGGCCUGUGGACUGGAACGCAUUCCCCAUGCCAUCUUCAGCUUAGGUGCCCUGCAGGAACUUGACCUCCAGGACAACCACCUGCGAUCCAUCGAGGAGAUUCUGAGUUUCCAGCAUUGUCGGAAACUGGUCACCCUCAAGCUGUGGCACAACCAGAUCGCUUACGUCCCUGAACACGUGAGGAAGCUCAGGGGCCUGGAACAGCUCUACCUCAGCCACAAUAAACUUGAGACACUGCCCACCCAGCUCGGCCUGUGCUCUAGUCUCCGUUUACUGGAUGUGUCCCAUAAUGGUCUGCGUUCCUUACCACCAGACGUGGGCCUCCUCCAGAAUCUGCAACACCUAGCUCUCUCCUACAAUGCCCUCGAGGCCUUGCCAGAAGAGUUGUUCUUCUGUCGAAAGCUCCGGAUUUUGCUUUUGGGUUACAACCAUCUGAGCCAGCUCUCCCCGCACGUGGCAGCCCUCAGGGCCCUCAGCCGCCUAGAACUCAAGGGCAACCGGUUGGAGGCACUGCCUGAAGAACUUGGCAACUGCACAGGACUCAAGAAAGGGGGGUUGCUGGUAGAAGACACCCUGUAUGAGGGGCUACCCCCAGAGGUGCGAGAAAGGAUGGAGGAGGAAUGAAGCUAGGCUGGGGUAGCUUCAAGUGGAGGCCUAUUGGAUGCCUCUGCCCUACCAAUGUCUUCCAAGAGAAAUGGCUGAUGGGCCCACCCAGAAGACAAUGGACAGUCUUGUCAGCUAUGUGGAGCCCAGGCAAGACCCUAGGACUAGUUCAUCUGGGGAGAGGCAGGAAGUUGUGGAUUUGGGGUGGAACCUCAUUCUCAAGCUCAAAACCACAACCUGUGUGUCUUUGACUAGCUGGCCUGCCCUCUCUCUGGACAUUCCAGUUAAUUAGUGUCAUAGAUGGGAGUGGAGACACAUCCCAGUGGGAUUUUCCAAUCAUCCUCCCUCCUCUUAACACAACAUGGCUUACAUCUGAGGUUCUCUCUCAAGGACGGGACACAAACACAAAGGACAAACUCCCCCCCCAUUAUUAUCCCAACUUUGAUGCCAAUUUCUUAUUUAUAAGUACAAUGGAUUUCAUAUUUGGCUAUGUGUCAAAACCAACUGAAUAGCUAGGAUAAAAGAAAACAUCCCAAACCACACCCCUGAAAUACUGACUCAGGAGUUUUGGGUGGAGGCCAGGAAGCUGCUCGUAAAUAAGCAUACCAGGUAACUCCUAAUGCAGGUAGUCCUGGAAUUGUAUAAUGGAAAUGCUGAUCUGUGAUGGAAAGAGAUGUCAAAGUCUGGUACAGUGGCUCACACCUGUAAUCCUACCUAGUUGGGAGGCUGAGAUCAGGAGGAUCAUGGUUCAAGGCCAGCUGGGGCAAAAGUAUUCACAAGAUCCCAUCUCAACAAAUAAAAAUCUGGGCAUAGUGGUACACCUGGCAUCCUAGAAACACAGAAAGCAUGAACAGGUGGAUCACAGUUCCGAAGAGCCUGAGCAAAAAAGUGAAAACCUAUUUGAAAAGUAUGAAAUUUAAAAGGCCUUGGGGGU
Molecule: messenger RNA, 3374 nt
Organism: Dipodomys ordii (Ord's kangaroo rat)
Lineage: Eukaryota; Metazoa; Chordata; Mammalia; Rodentia; Heteromyidae
Gene: Lrrc8e
Product: leucine rich repeat containing 8 family, member E
Exons: 3
Coding region: 74-2461 (795 amino acids)
Molecular function (GO): protein binding
Source: RefSeq, a predicted model, not a curated record